Molecule: messenger RNA, 1311 nt
Organism: Coffea eugenioides
Lineage: Eukaryota; Viridiplantae; Streptophyta; Magnoliopsida; Gentianales; Rubiaceae
Product: protein FAR1-RELATED SEQUENCE 3-like
Exons: 3
Coding region: 300-1058 (252 amino acids)
Source: RefSeq, a predicted model, not a curated record
GGGAUCUCAACAUCGUGUAGGUGAGAUCCUUGAGACCUGAUAGACCUCUCCGUACGGCGCACUCCUCAUUUUUCUCCAUUUCCAGAGCUUCCGAAAAUAGGCGGCAAAUAUUUCCAGUUGCCGGCUGGCAAGCGGGAACUGGGAAGUGGCAACAUCAAAUCAAAUCAAAUCAAAUCCAACCGCAAUUCAUCUGAUUGAGCCGGCUAACGUUUAACCCAAGCUUUCUUUCAUAAGUAGUUAGGGUUUCUGUUUUCGCACAACAAUGAUGGACUUGCAGAUUCUAUAGGUUUGUGCGCGCUAUGGACAACUCAACAAGUCAAGUAUUUAAUUCUGUUGAAAGAAAAAGCUUUCUGCCUAUUGACAGUAAUGGCAAUGUUUUUCUUGAUGACGAGCUCUCAACAAGCAUGGAGUUAUGCAUAGGCGAAGAUGAUAAAUGUGUUGGACAGCUUAUAGCUAUGCCAUUGACUGAGAAUGUUGUUGAGCCCCACAUAGGCAUGGAGUUUAAUUCAAGGGAUGAUGCUCGAGAUUUUUAUGUUGCUUAUGGCAGGCAGACAGGCUUUACUGUCCGCAUUCAUCAUAACCGCCGGUCACGCAUCAAUAACAUGGUUAUUGGUCAAGAUUUUGUUUGUUCCAAAGAAGGUUUUCGUGAAAAGAAAUAUGUGCAGAGAAAAGAUAGAGUUCUUCCUCCACCGCCUGUCACUCGUGAAGGUUGUCCUGCCAUGCUGAGGGUUGCUUUUAAAGAUGGAGCUAAGUGGGUAGUCACAAAGUUCGUGAAAGAGCACAAUCACAGUUUGAUGUCUCCUAAUAAAGUUCCUUGGCGAGGUUGUGGAAAGAAUUUGAUCAACCAGGAUGAAAAAGAUCAAAGGAUUCGAGAGCUCACACUUGAACUUUACAAUGAAAGGCAACGAUGUAAACGUCGAUGUGCAGUUUACCAGGAACAAUUGCAGACAUUGUUGAAAUAUAUUGAGGAUCAUACUGACCACUUAUCGAAGAGUGUUCAGGAAGUAGUUGAGCGUGUACAAUCUAUUGAAAAUGAAGAACUAGAAGAUUCAGAUUAGCUUGGUUUGUUUGUAGAAAUUCUUUUGUUCCUUAUUCAUUUGUUUUUAUUUAAUUUACCUGAUCUAACUUGUAAAAAUAGAAAUAGUUGGGACGGUCCAGUUGAGUUACUAUAUUGUCCAUUAACAUGACCAUCUGCAUUAAUCAACAUGUACUUAGACGUGAUAAACUCUCUAAUCUUUAGGUUUUUCUCAAGUAGUUUUCUGCUUGAUGGAAAAUGUGAAGUGCAAAUUGAGAGGGAAAUUUACUCUUUUA